Molecule: messenger RNA, 1930 nt
Organism: Girardinichthys multiradiatus
Lineage: Eukaryota; Metazoa; Chordata; Actinopteri; Cyprinodontiformes; Goodeidae
Gene: isg20
Product: interferon stimulated exonuclease gene
Exons: 4
Coding region: 162-1172 (336 amino acids)
Cellular component (GO): nucleus
Molecular function (GO): nucleic acid binding; exonuclease activity
Source: RefSeq, a predicted model, not a curated record
CUCACAUCACUAGGCGGUGCUGAGAUUUAGACCUUUUCCUGAUAAACCAUAAACGAAGAAGAGAACGAGCCAAUCAGGUGGCGUCAGUCGGGAACUUGUCUGGGCAUAUUCCAGUUAUACACGUGCUGCAGAUAUGAUCAUGAGACACUUGUCCUUAUCACAUGAUGUCCCAUCCGUCAAAAAAAAAUAGAGUAUCUGCCUCAUUUGGCCUUCUUGGUAACUACAGGUAUCUCUGCAAGAAAUCCAUGCUGAUUCGUGCGAUGGAGAGUGCAAGAGCCAGAAAGAGACACCACGAUAAGAAGGUUUUCUCUAGCAGAAAGAAGGAAACAACCAGCUCCUGGUGUGAACCCCUGGAUGCAAAUAUGCUGAUGAAGAAAGCUAAAUUAGUUGAUCCAAACCUGGAACGUCAAAGCACUUUACACUCUGCACUAGAGCCUGAUCACCACAGUGUGAUUACAGCCCUCAGAGACAGCUGGGAGGUAGAUAGUGGUUUCUCUGAAACCAGUCCCCCCACUAGUGGUCGGAGCUCUCCCUGUCUCGGUUCAUGCCGUACCUCGGUGGUGGCAUUGGACUGUGAGAUGGUGGGAACUGGGCCAGGUGGCCGAUGCAGUGAACUGGCCCGCUGCAGCAUCAUCGACUAUCAUGGCAACAUCUUGUAUGAUAAAUAUGUCCGACCGUGUCAGCCUGUCACCAAUUUCCGAACGCCCUGGAGCGGGAUCCGUAGGCAUCAUCUCCUCAACGCUGUACCCUUUGUUCAGGCCAGGGAGGAGAUCCUCGGUAUACUUGAAGGCAAAGCAGUGGUGGGCCACUCCAUCUACAAUGACUUUGAGGUGUUGAACAUGGACCAUCCCGGUCACAUGGUCAGAGACACGAGUACAACGCGUCUCCUCAGCCGACUGGCUGGCUUCCCUUCUGGACGCUGCUCAUCUCUUAAAUUACUGGCCAGUAAGCUGCUGAACAGGAGGAUACAGGCUGGGAGAAGAGGCCACUGUUCAGUGGAGGACGCCCAGGCCUCUCUGGAUCUCUACAAGCUGGUGGAGGACGAGUGGGAGCAGGAGAUGGAGAGAAGACUGAGAGACGACGAUGCUCCACACGAACCGAGCUUCCACUCUUCAGAUCACUACAUGCAGGACGAGUUCUGGCCAGAUGAGGUCUUAACAGACAGCCAUUAAGGACCAUUCCUGAAAAUAUAUCAUCACACUGAUGGAUCAUUGUCAUGAAAGCAUCAGAACGAGAUCUGUCGUGUUUUAGAUGUAACAUAUUUAAAGUGUGAUUUGUUUCUCUUCAACGUGUUUUACAUGAUCCAAGAUAGAAAAGGCAUUACAGUAAGUUGGGCAGUGGGUUUACACCAAACAGCAUUUUAAUUGUGAUGCCAAACAGUGAAUUAUAUAUAUUUAUUAUUAGGAGCUUGGAUUGUGUUUGGAUUAAAGGUGCAGUUAAGUUCUCUAUUAUUUCUUUUUAUAUGUUAACUUGUAGGUCCUCUUAGGAAUUAAUAUAUGAAAGUGAUGCUGGGCCUUCAGUGCAAUUAAUCUUCACAACACCGUGAGAAGCAACCGCAUAUUUCUCCAUUCUUGGUGGAAUUCGUGGUAUUAAAGAAAUAGUAAAUAUGACUUUUUUUCCAACAACGUAUAAAUUGUAGUGUGAACAUCUGCAGAAACAAGUUAUCUCAUUCAGCCUUUAACUAGCUAGUUUACUGCCUGUAAACAACAGGUUCCACCUCCCAACCAGACGCAGCGAUCUUUCUGUCCCAGCCGAAAGAGGGAGGCGCGUUCUGCUUGUUUCAGUUGGAUUUUCAGCCGGUCACAUGUGACCCACAUCGUUUCCAAUGUUCUGAUCACUCGUUCAGAUGGGAAAAUUGUACUUCAUUACCUCUGAUUGUACAGCGUCUGUCAGCGUUCAAGUGAAAAAAUAAAGAAUUGAGUUCAAAUCA